Messenger RNA from Salvelinus namaycush (lake trout), 1470 nucleotides. Its product is annotated as B-cell receptor CD22-like. The record is from RefSeq and is a predicted model, not a curated record. The coding region runs from base 204 to 1034 and encodes 276 amino acids. NCBI's taxonomy places the organism in Eukaryota, Metazoa, Chordata, Actinopteri, Salmoniformes, Salmonidae. The transcript is spliced from 6 exons.
AGGGUCACAGUUAUUUCCACGUGACUUACACCCAUCAGAGGAUCUGUACCUUGAAGGGGUCAUCAGUGGACAUACCCUGCUCUUAUACAUUUCCCAGUGGUCAUACAGUCUCUGAAAAAAAAUGGUAUACAAAAGGAAAACUUGACGAGGCGCCUCAAAUCCUGAACCCGGGGUAUGGAGGUCGUGUGGAGUACCUUGGAAAUAUGCAGAGUGACUCCACCCUGAGAAUCACAGACCUGAGAGAGGAGGAUUCAGCUGAGUAUAAGUUUAGAUUCAGAACAGAUCAGACAACCUGGGAGCCCACCUUCCCUGGAACAACUCUGACUGUCACAGGUCUGCAGGUGAAGGUGACUACUGCCACUGUGACAGAGGGACAGAAGGUGACACUGACCUGUCACACCACCUGUACUCUGACUGACAACCCCAACCCCACCUAUAUCUGGUACAAGAAUGGACAUGUAACCAACCAAUCUAACAGUCUGUUCCUAAACCCAGUCAGCAGUGAGGAUGCAGGCAGCUACUCCUGUGCAGUAGAAGGCCAUGAGGAUCUCCCCUCUGCUGAAGAGACUCUCACUGUCACAUAUGGCCCAAAGAACACCUCAGUGUCAGUCAGUCCCUCUGGUGAAAUAGUGGAGGGCAGUUCAGUGACUCUGACCUGCAGCAGUGAUGCCAACCCACCUGUGGACAAAUACACCUGGUACAAGAAGAACGUAACCUCACCAAAAGCAUCAGGACAGCGUUACAGCAUCACUAACAUCAUCUCUGAGGACAGAGGAGAAUAUUACUGUGAGGCCCAGAAUGGAAGAGGAUCUAUGAACUCUACAGCUCUGAUGAUUGUUGUAGCAGGACAUCCACAGCAGGAAGUGAUGCCACAACAGACACACAGUGUCCAUCCUGAUCCUAACAGUGACACGUACACAGCUCUGAACAUGAAGACCAGGUCACCAGAGUAUGACACCCUGGCAAAUGUGAGGGACUCCCCCACUGUCACAAUCCCUCAGAUAGAUGCUGGGGCCUCCGAUUAUGAGAACUGAAGAGAACCACAACCUGGACUGAAGAGAACCACCACAGAACCCGGACUGAAGAGAACCACCACAGAACCUGGACUGAAGAGAACCACCACAGAACCUGGACUGAAGAGAACCACCACAGAACCUGGACUGAAGAGAACCACCACAGAACCUAGACUGAAGAGAACCACCACUGAACCUGGACUGAAGAGAACCACCACCAAACCUGGACUGAGGAGAACCACCACAGAAACUGGACUGAAGAGCUACAGCAUCAAACCAAAGCUAGGCCUCACAAUGCUAUUAUCUUACUAUCAUAAUGCUUUCUAAUCUAGAAGGUUUGAGACAAUGAGCUUUAACUUCUGAGUAAGUGCUGGAGUUGAAUUAUAUUUCCUUGUAAUAAUAUUUAUGUAUAUUGAUGAUAAAUUGGAAGGUUUAUGCUUCUGCUCUUUUUCUAUGA